Molecule: messenger RNA, 3642 nt
Organism: Rhinolophus ferrumequinum (greater horseshoe bat)
Lineage: Eukaryota; Metazoa; Chordata; Mammalia; Chiroptera; Rhinolophidae
Gene: GPR4
Product: G protein-coupled receptor 4
Exons: 2
Coding region: 2422-3510 (362 amino acids)
Biological process (GO): G protein-coupled receptor signaling pathway
Cellular component (GO): membrane
Molecular function (GO): G protein-coupled receptor activity
Source: RefSeq, a predicted model, not a curated record
CCGCCCCGUCCAGCCGUAGCGCAGUGGUAGGUUCUGAUCUCUCCCGGGCCCGCACUUGUCGUCCGGCUGCCUCGGGGCCGCUGCUCCUUGCGCCCCUCAGCGGGCUUUGCGUCCCUAGAACCGCUGCCUCGGUCUCCCGCGCCGUCUGGUCCCCGCCCCUCUCAGAUGCUGGCUUCCCGGUGUCUCCGUGGUUGACCGGUCUGUCUCCAUCUCUCCGCCUGUCUCUGAUGUCUCUGUAUCCGCUGCCCCCUCCCUCUACAUCUCUGGAGGUCUCUGUGUCUAUGUCUUUAUCUCUGCCGCUCCAUCUCCGUCCAUCUGUCUCUGUCUCUCUCCGUCUCUGUUUGCCUCUGUCCCGCAGUGUCUUGAGGCGCUCUCCAUCUCUGUGGACCUGUCUGCCUCCAUCUCCACGUCUUUCUGUCUCUGUGCAUCUCUUUGCCUUUUCCCCUCCUGUCUCUCUGUCUCUCGUGUCUCUCUCCCUUUUCUCUGUCUCUGUCUCUUAGACCCCAUACUGCCACCUUCAGCCACCCUCAUCUCAUCCCAAAUCCUCACCCCUCCCCAGAGCUUUCCUCGGGGCUGGGGUGCUGCUUGGGAGUGCGGUAAGGAGCAUAGGCUUGCUACCUGGGGCAAGUGGACUCUGAGUGACACUGUGUCUCCAGUGCCUUUUUCACACAGUCACCUCACUGCUCCUGACGUCCCACCCACCCCACCCUCCAAUUUCAGGAAUUCCUGGCUGGGGGGUGGACUUCCUCCCUCACUUCCUCCCUUCCAGGAUUUGGCUGGGUCACCAUUAACUCCUUCCUGCAUCGGCCUCAUCCCCACUCCUUGAACUGGGCCCCCCUCCCCGCUCAGACCAGGCUGAGGGGCAGGUCUGCAGUUUCUGUGAGGCAUGGGUUGCAGGAUGUGUAUUGUGCACUCAGACAGGAUGUGCGCUGGGGUAUUUGCUUAGGGACACAGAUGGAGAUGAUGGCGCCCACACCCCCUAACACCUCCUCCAGGGCUCACCACCACCGGCCCCAGUCCUCCUGAACCCACUGAGAGGGUGCCCCACCCCCAGAUCUGUCUCUGUGGAUGAACUUGACUUCAGGUUUGGGGUGAGGACGGGGAGGUUUUCCUUUCUGGAGUGGGUCCCAGGAGGAGGAGACCAGAGAGACCGAUGAGGUAGGGCCUCCUGAACUCUGGGAAUCAUAUAAUCAAGAAGUCUUGAAUGUGAAGUCUUUGAAUGGAACGACCCAGAAUGUGAGAAUAACAGGAGGGGAGGCCUGGGAAUGCUCCAACCUUCAAAUCAAAGGUCCUCAGGGCAUUUGAAUCCUUCAGUCCAAAAGGAUUCGUGCUGGAAUUUUGGCAGUUUUCAGCUUUCGCAGCUGUGAGCUCUAAACGGCUUUUGGAGCCACCUAGGCCAAGCACCCACUUUACAGAUGGGGAAAUUAAGGCCCAAAAGCAGAAGUCCCCACAGUGAGUUAGUGCCAGACUCGGGGUUGGGACUCUAGUUCCGCAGAAAAUCCAGCGAUCUGGCUUCUUUUGCUGCCACUAAGUCGGAUUAAUUUGGAGAAGGCGUCUUCACCGGGAGAAGGGAAGAAUGCCAGGGCACUGCAAAGUCAGCUUUGAACUCUGAGGUGGGGCCACCUCAUCUCAACUGCUCAGCCCCUAGGUGGACCAAGCCGGAGUCCCUCCCCUGCCCCCUUCAAAUCCCCCCUCCAUCUAUAAUCUUCCUCUGAUCUGGCCCUUACUCACCUCCUUCCUGUUUCUUAAAAACCCUUCCCACAUUCUCCAGACUGAACAAUUCCUGUCUGUCCACCCCCCACCCAGGACACCUCCUUUUCUGUCAUCUCCUCAGUGGUUACUUUACUUAUUUUAUCAUUUCUUACUGGGGUCCUAGGAAAUGCCAGUGCCCCCACCCACAUUACCUGGUCUUUUUAACAUGCCCUAACUGUAGUUUGUCCUAUCUCAACACUAUCCUCUAUAUUGCCGGUGUCUUCUAGUACAUUCCAUCUCAUCAUUACUUCAGCACAGCCGCACUUACUUCCUCCAUUACGUACAGAUAAUCUCCCUCUCACCACUGCCCACUGAUGCCUUCAUCUCCUCGAUAAACACUCCCCCCAGCCAAUUUUUUUGAUAUCCCAAUAUGUCCUCAUUUACACUCUGAGUCUAUAAACACCCCCUUGACAAAGCUCUUUGUUAAUCCCACCACCCUCAAAACCUCCGCCUGUUGUAAUUCUAACUUUCCCCUCUCAAGCUCCACUCUUUCCUGCCCAGCCUGGCCCUGGAUUCAUAGUCAACCUCAUUUCUUCCUCGUGGACUGCCUCCCACCAUGUGCCCCUGAGCCUCCAAGAAGGGGGCUCAGGGCCCCGAUGGCCUCCCGCCCCCCGUGGCCCCAUAGCCCCCGUGGGCCAGGGGAAGCUCCUGAAAGCCCCACUGCUGAGAAUGGGCAACGGCACAUGGGAGGGCUGCCACGUGGACUCACGCGUGGACCACCUCUUCCCGCCGUCCCUCUACAUCGUCGUCAUUGGCGUGGGGCUGCCCACCAACUGCCUGGCCCUGUGGGCCGCCUACCGCCAGGUGCGGCAACGCAACGAGCUGGGCGUGUACCUGAUGAACCUCAGCAUCGCGGACCUGCUGUACAUCUGCACGCUGCCACUGUGGGUCGACUACUUCCUGCACCACGACAACUGGAUUCACGGUCCCAGCUCCUGCAAGCUCUUCGGGUUCAUCUUCUACACCAAUAUCUACAUCAGCAUUGCCUUCCUGUGCUGCAUCUCGGUGGACCGCUACCUGGCCGUGGCCCACCCACUGCGGUUCACCCGCCUGCGCCGCGUCAAGACAGCCGUGGCCGUGAGCUCUGUGGUCUGGGCCACGGAGCUGGGCGCCAACUCGGCGCCCCUCUUCCAUGAUGAGCUCUUCCGCGACCGCUACAACCACACCUUCUGCUUCGAGAAGUUUCCCAUGGAGGGCUGGGUGGCUUGGAUGAAUCUGUACCGAGUCUUCGUGGGCUUUCUGUUUCCAUGGGCCCUCAUGCUGUUGUCUUACCGUGGCAUCCUGCGGGCCGUGCGGAGUAGCGUGUCUACCGAGCGCCAGGAGAAGGCCAAGAUCAAGCGGCUGGCCCUCAGCCUCAUCGCUAUUGUGCUGGUCUGCUUUGCGCCCUAUCACGUGCUCCUGCUUUCCCGCAGCGCGGUCUACUUGGGCCGCCCCUGGGACUGUGGCUUCGAGGAGCGCGUCUUCUCAGCGUACCACAGCUCGCUGGCCUUCACCAGUCUCAACUGUGUGGCCGACCCCAUCCUCUACUGCCUCGUCAACGAGGGCGCUCGCAGUGACGUAGCCAAGGCCCUGCACAACCUGCUCCGCUUCCUGGCCAGUGACAAGCCCCAGGAGAUGGCCAAUGCCUCGCUCACCCUGGAGACGCCACUCACUUCCAAGAGGAAUAGCACGGCCAAGGCCACGGCAGCCAGCUGCGCGGCAGCUCCCUCCUCCCAGGUGGACCAGGUGCAGCUGAAGAUGUUGCCACCGGCACAGUGAACCUCACCUCAAAUUGUGGAGCCCCCAUUCCUCAGAUCUCAUCCCACACUCUCUUCCCUCCUUGUUCAGUGUAUGCAAAUUAUAUGUAAAUAAGGCUGUGUUACUAUUCAUAAGAAAACAGGAAAACAGUGA